Knipowitschia caucasica is the source of this 1131-nucleotide messenger RNA. Lineage: Eukaryota; Metazoa; Chordata; Actinopteri; Gobiiformes; Gobiidae. The record is from the annotation of a GenBank genome assembly.
AUGAGAGACCAGAGUGAGUCUGAAAUGAGAGACCUGAGUGAGUCGGACAUGAGAGACCAGAGUGAGUCCGACGUGAGAGAGCAGAGUGACUCCGACAUGAGAGACCGGAGUGAGUCCGACGUGAGAGACCAGAGUGAGUCCGACGUGAGAGACCAGAGUGAGUCCGACGUGAGAGACCAGAGUGAGUCUGACGUGAGAGACCAGAGUGAGUCCGACGUGAGAGACCAGAGUGAGUCCGACGUGAGAGACCAGAGUGAGUCUGACGUGAGAGACCAGAGUGAGUCUGACGUGAGGGACCAGAGUGAGUCCGACGUGAGGGACCAGAGUGAGUCCGACGUGAGGGACCAGAGUGAGUCUGACGUGAGAGACCAGAGUGAGUCCGACGAGAGAGACCAGAGUGAGUCCGACGUGAGAGACCGGAGUGAGUCCGACGUGAGGGACCAGAGUGAGUCGGAAGUGAGUCGGAGUGAGUCCGACGUGAGAGACCGGAGUGAGUCUGACGUGAGAGACCAGAGUGAGUCCGACGUGAGAGACCACAGUGAGUCCGACGUGAGAGACCGGGGUGAGUCGGGUGAGUCCGACGUGAGAGACCGGAGUGAGUCCGACGUGAGAGACCAGAGUGAGUCCGACGUGAGAGACCGGAGUGAGUCUGACGUGAGAGACCAGAGUGAGUCCGACGUGAGAGACCAGAGUGAGUCCGACGUGAGAGACCAGAGUGAGUCCGACGUGAGAGACCAGAGUGAGUCCGACGUGAGAGACCAGAAGGCCGGAGUGAGUCGGAGUGAGUCCGACGUGAGAGACCAGAGUGAGUCCGACGUGAGAGACCGGAGUGAGUCCGACGUGAGAGACCGGAGUGAGUCCGACGUGAGAGACCGGAGUGAGUCUAACGUGAGAGACCAGAGUGAGUCUAACGUGAGAGACCAGAGUGAAUCCGACGUGAGAGACCAGAGUGAAUCCGACGUGAGAGAGCAGAGUGACUCCGACUUGAGAGACCGGAGUGAGUCUGAAAUGAGAGACCAGAGUGAGUCCGACGUGAGAGAGCAGAGUGACUCCGACGUGAGAGACCAGAGUGAGUCCGACGUGAGAGACCAGAGUGAGUCCGACGUGAGAGACCAGAGUGAGUCGGAGUGA